This is a messenger RNA of Ailuropoda melanoleuca (giant panda), 3929 nucleotides long. RefSeq names its product spermatogenesis associated 32 (gene SPATA32). Gene Ontology annotation, molecular function: actin binding. Gene Ontology annotation, cellular component: perinuclear region of cytoplasm. Gene Ontology annotation, biological process: spermatogenesis. Lineage: Eukaryota; Metazoa; Chordata; Mammalia; Carnivora; Ursidae. The transcript is spliced from 4 exons. Bases 800 to 2080 code for a protein of 426 amino acids. The record is from RefSeq and is a predicted model, not a curated record.
CCAUUCACACCAGUUAGGCAAGAUGCCCCACCCAGUGGCAAGUAGGGAAGUCCCUGGCCAAACACUGCCAGGCUGAGGAGGCGAGGUCGCCAAGGCCCGGGCAAUGGCCUGACAUGGCUGGGGGGGGGGUACCAGGAGCCCAGAACAAAGACUGCCUCACCCUCUCCUGUCCCUGAGACCUGCUUCCAAGGAACAAAGAGACUCCCAGUACUGAGUGAGCAGAGAUGACUUUCCAGGAGUGGGUCCCUGUUCCUUUCCAGACAGGCCCAUCUGAGGAUGGGUGCCACUAACAACGGGGCGGGGGGGGCCUUCUCACAUCUGGCUCCACACCCCCCAACCCGAAGCCUUGCUCAAGUAGCUAUGUGUGUGUGCAUGGACACACGCACACUUUGGGGGCACGGGCCGCAGGGUCAGCGGCUUCCUGGAGGGGUGCUGCACCCCGGGAAGGGGCAGGUGCAAAGGCCAUCCAAGCUUACCGGUGGUGGCUGCCUCUGGGCCUGCGGGGAAAAGCCGAGCAGCCCCACGUCUUGGGAGAGUGCUCGGGCACGGGGUGGCACAGUCUCCUCCGGAGGACACCCCACAACGGCUGCCCCGCUCACCCGCGGGGAAUCCGGAGCGUUUUCUCCCCCUCCAUCCGUGGGGUCGGGGCAGGAACGUCACAGAGGCGGCGACAUCACAGGCGCAGGCGCCCCCAGCAUCUCCAACGCCCCCCACAGCCCCCAACCAAAGAGCGCACUGGAGGCGGAGGGGCAGCAGCCACCAGCCCGCUCCCCGCCUCCCCGACAGAGCCUCGGUCAGCAUGGGGGUGACAGGUGCCAGUGGAUUUCCCUGCUGUGGCAAGGAGUCAGUGGACAUUGUGGAGACACAGUAUGGCCCAGACCAACACCAGCUGGUACAAGAGGAAGAUGAGACCAAGGUAACACUGGGCAGGAGGGAGGUGGUAGGUAAGGGGCAGGAUUCCUUGAGGCCCAGCUUCCCUACAUCCCUGACAAUCCUGGGAGCCUGCCCCAGGCUGGUGUCGGCCAAGAGGCGAGGGGAGGGGAGGAAGGCAGGAGUGGGGGGCGGAGAAUUGGCCCCAGAAGGACCUCAGGGCCAGGGGCCUCCACAGCUUGUUGAAACUUUUCAGCUGGAGAAAGAAUGGCUAGAACUGGAGCCCCCAUCCCAAGCGGACCUGGACCUAGAGCCAGAGCCGGAGCUGGAGCUGGAGGGGGAGCCAGAGCCCAAGGACUGCAAGCAAGAGGAGCCGAGGAUCGAGUCCGCCCAGUGCCACACGCAGCAGGACGCCAGCCAGUGGCGCGUGAGGUCCACCUCUAGCUACUUGAGUGAGGCAGAGAACGACCAGGCGUCCGCCAACCGUCGCUCCAUCCGCGUGCAGACCUCUAAGCACCUCUUCUGGGCAGACAAACACAUCCAGACCUCCGAACACAGCCUGCAGCACGUGCUCCACAGGCAGCCCUGCAAGAACACAGGUAAGACCAGCGGCUGUCAGGACCAGCAGUGUGUCCCCAGGGAUGCCAUGUGUUCCAAGAAGCAGCUCCAGAACUCCAGCGCGCAGCCAGCUCCGCCCACCACGGACUCCCAGCAGCCGCCAAACCCCCACCCGUCCUCCUCCAGUCUCUCACCGGGCAUCGGCCUGGCAGAUGUGGUCAACUUCGCCUCUUCCCUGGCCGUGGCCUCCUCCAGCAAGAGGGACUUGCCCAGCUUGGAGCAUAUGAUCAGAGCUCCACCUCAGAAGGUCGAGGCGCCUUCUACAGAUCCUGCCGCCCAGCGGGCCACGGACCAGCCAGAGGGAAAAAACCACUCGAAGAAGUUGCUGGAGAAACCACUUAGAGCCGGGGAGUCACAGAAAGCUUGGAAGCAGGAAGACAAGAACUUCUUCCACCCUUACCUCGACUUCAGCAAGCCGGGGAUGAAGAGGGCCACCAUUGAAGGACAAGUGAUGCUUCUCCAACAACCGGCCAGGUCCCCUCCGCCUCAAGGAGCCGUGAAAGACUCGGUGCCUGGAACCAGGAAAGGGAGUCCAUUAUUGCUGAAAGUCCAUUUUAAGAUGCCGUCCCCCACUUCCCCAGAGAAUGACUAGACAAAACCAGUAAAGCCUCCAGUGCUGGCCCCCGGCUCAGACUUUUUGUGCAAAUGCUCCUGGACUAGUGAGCUCACCUGGCUGCGGCGUCCUGGUCUAAAUUUUUUAGGGAUGCCACCAUACCCUCCCCCCCACCCCCCCUCCCGCCCGUUUUUUUUUUCUCAAGACUUUAUUUAAUUCUAGUUAGUUAACACAUCGUGUAGUAUUCGUUUCAACCCACCCCCAUUGUUUAGCUGCCCAGCCCCACCUGCCCAACCCAUCCCCGGAGGGCUCUGCCAGCCCUCUGUGGCCCCCUCCCCACUCCCCAGGGGUCCUUCCACCUCACUCACACCUUCCAGACUUCAGCCAGCGGCAGAGACUCAUGACCCCUCUCGGGAAGGCCUUGGGGCCCUCUCUGAGACUUCGGGUGUCUUAGGUGGUGAAGUGGGGCUUCCUUUUGGCCUGAAGCCAGGGACAUGUCAGCAUGGUCUUAGGAGAGGGCCUCCUGGGGGUGGGCUGGCCAGGUGAGGAGGCAAGUCUGAAAGGAAUUCUUCCUGCUUCUGUCCACAGUGAGGGCCUGGUUUGGGGAAGGGAUGGUGUCCAGGGGCUCGAAGGAGGGGAAGAAAGAAGCCAAAGAACUGCCCCUCCAGGGGCCACAGCCUUGAGCUGGAAGUAUCUCAAAAUGUAGGGGCAAGCCUGUAUGUAACCGUGUACUUCCCCGUGCAACCCAGACACGCUCACACACACACACAUACACCAUCCGCUGACUCGUACAUCACGCAGGCACCCACAGACACACGUCCGCUUGCAGUUCCACGUGGGCCGUGUGCACAAGCACGUCAACACACAUGCCUGCGAGCCAGACACGUGCACUAAACACGCACACGAACGCACAAGCCUCCCCAGGCUGGGGGAGAACAGGCAACGUGGGAAAGCUCUGGAAGAGGAGAGCUCGCAGCACAGGAGGGAAGCGAAUUCAGAAUGUGGGGAAGGACAUGGGCAUGGAAAGGAAGUCGGGAAGGAAGGGAAGGGAGAGGCAGAGCCGUAGCUUGGGCCCUGGUCAGCCUCCAGACCCACCAGCCCCAAGUCUCCCUGUCAGCUGAAAGCCCAGCCUUGCGGAUCCUGGAGAGCCUGCCCUGCCUUGAGAGAGGGCUGAGGAAUGGAGUGCCCAGGGCCUAGGAGGGUAGGAUUAGGAAGGGGUGAACAGAUGGGAAUGGGCCAUGGCCGGAGAGGGAGGGUGCGGAGGAGGGCUAGGAGACUGGAAAGAGGAAGGAGGGGAAGAUGCAGAGGUGAGUAUCCAGAGAGGGGCCAGGCUGUUGGGAUACAUCUUCCCGGACUGUUUUGUGAACUAUGGUUUGUGAGUUUGCAUGGUCUGGUGAAGGAGAUCCUUCCCUCCUCGCGGACCUGGCGUAAGGUGGGGGGGCCACAGCCCCACCUUGGGCUGGACCCCUGCUUCCCAUGCCCGACUUCGGGACUCGAAGGCCUGCUUCUCCCUGGGCCUCUGCCAGCCUGUGUUAGCUUCCGGAGUGGAGUCGCAAAUUCGGAUCCUUAAGGGGAGCAGAAACCCAAAAGAGUAAAGCAGUAGGUCCCCCCCUGCAAAGAGAAGCAGGCCUGUGGUGAGGGACAGAGUGCGCCCCUGCCAAAAGCUGCUGAAGCCCACCCCAAAGCCAGCCUGGGGGCUGCGGGCCUGGGGCGCUGGGCCAGCCUCAGAGCCCGUGACUCUGCCUUUCAGGCAGCCAAAGGCAGAAGACCAAGAGAUCCCCAUCGUCGGCACAGGGAACGUCCAGGUAACCCGGGCUGGCGAAGGGUCUGCUGGGACAAGCUACUGCCCGCAGAAUCCCUUGGAUAGCGGACUGUGGGUGCAGGCCGG